Messenger RNA from Pygocentrus nattereri (red-bellied piranha), 3323 nucleotides. RefSeq lists its product as uncharacterized. The record is from RefSeq and is a predicted model, not a curated record. Bases 2307 to 2909 code for a protein of 200 amino acids. The transcript is spliced from 7 exons. Lineage: Eukaryota; Metazoa; Chordata; Actinopteri; Characiformes; Serrasalmidae.
GUUAUUGACACGUAGGAUGUUGGUGAGAGUCAAGUACAAAAUGGAACAGAAGUAUGUCAAGAUCACCAAUGUGACGUUACAAAAUUUUCUGAAGUUAGGUAUGAUUUUUAAAUUAUUUAUUUAUUCAGUAUAAGAAAGAAUGUUCAACCAGGUUGAUUUAUAUGCUGCCACUCAAAGGAUAAACAAUAUCCUUAGAUCAGUGGUUCUCAAUCCUCAGAAUAGUCUAAUGCAACACUUCUGAAUGGUGCAGAAGUGUAGACGAUGUGGGAAUCUUUAAUGACUGGUUUGAGAACCGCUACUGAUAAUUUGUAUAAUGGGGUUUUUUGUGGGAUAGAUUUUUCCAAGUUCAACAUAAAGGAAGAUCUCCAGAAGAACCUCAAAGUUUAUGAUGAGUCUGGAACAGUAAUUGAAGAUGAUGUUUUUGAGGAUUUGCUAAAGGAUUCAAAUUGUGGCAUAUUAAAGCCGGUGGCAAAAAUACGUACGUUUCUUUUCCUUUUUCUCACUGCUCUCCCACUUUACGGUCCCAUACCCCUUCGCACAUUUGACCACCUGCUGGAUAACCGUUGGACUUUGAUGCCUACAUACACAUCUGCAUAUUGAUAUGAGAAAUGAUAAAUUAUUAUUAAAAUGUUGUUUCUGGCUGCCAGGGUUCAUUAGUCUUUAAAGGUUUGUGCUGUCUUUCUGACACUGUGUGUGAGGUAAUUUUGUCUGAUCUGUCAUCGCUGCUCUGAAGAUAUGUUUUUUGAGCAAUCUCAUAUCAUGAUAUUGAUAAAUAUUUAUUGUGCAGCCCUACUAACAACAUUGCAUUAGAUUAAAACUCAGUAUUCAGACAUCCGCUCAGUGUAUCAGGAUUUUUUUCCAAGCUGCAGAGAAGUAUCUGUGUAAUUGUGCAACUAGCUAAGGGAAUAAAAUGAAGAUUACAUGAAGUGUAAAUGUUACUGUAAAACCAUAUAGGAUUUAAUGUCUUUUUCUUGUUAAAGCUAAUUUUACUUAUGUUCUGUACAAAGUUUUAAUGAUAUGUUCUGUCACCAGAGGUCUCUCCAGAUGAAUCAUUCAACUCUGCUGAUCUGUCAUCUUGUGAUUCUGAUGACACAGUCAUCCUGCCUCCAAAUAAACGUCAGAGAGAAGAUUGCGAAGCUGAACACCUAAGUAUUUUAAUCUGGAUUCAAAGAAGUGCUUAAUGUACUGAGAGAGGUCCACAUGUUUCUUCCAUUUGAUGUAGUGUCCUGUAUAAAAAUUGGAUAACAUUUUUGAGAGAAACUCCUUUCUACUUCCUAGAUAUGAUUUAAAUGCAAAGAUUUUCACCAGUCUGAAUGAAUUCAGAUUGUGCUGUGGAUUGUACAUUAGAUUUAAGGGUGAGGUGUUUAUAUGCUUUACUGACAAAUCUGAUGUAAACAAAGUGCAAAUAUACAAGAACAGAAUGUACUUAAUCUUUCCAAUGUAAAAUGCAAUCAAAUCCAGACUUAUUUUUCUAUUUAUUUACAUGGUUACCUAGCUGGUUCAGUCAGAUAGAAGCUGUCUUCAGAAUGGUCACAGACUAGUGUUUUGUGAUUGGUGUAUUCUAUUCUAUCUGGCUAUUGGCCAGAAUAUGAAAGGAUUACCAGGCUGCAGGAAAAAAUGGCUGUUUAUAUACAUAUCAUUGUACCUGUACUUUAAAGAUUACCUGUUACAAAUCGGUUUCUGUGUGAUUUGAGAUUUAUUGAUUAUGCUAGUUAAAUGCAUUUUUAAAUAUGAUUUAAUGUUGACAGUUUGUGUGACAUUUUACAGAUGUAAUUUGCUUAAAUUUUGCUUCAUUUGUAGGUGAUUGAAAACAUACUUUUGAAGAAAUCUGGAGGGGAUAGGGUAAUUAAAGAAUACACACAAACCAAGACGUUGACUGACACAACCAGAAGACAAGUGGUCAACAUAUUGACUCCAGAAAUGACCGAGACUCAUGAAUAGGCUGUUCUUAUGGAUUUUAUUUGGACAUUGCCACCAAGACACGUGAGAGAGCUCUAUGCCAAGGGAAUUAUUUCUCUGUUCCUAUACUUAAAGGACCCUUAUUCCAAGAAUUGCUAUGAGCCUUACUAUGCCUCAGAAAGUGGAUCUGGUUACUUGGCUCGGUGUCUCAAGACAAUCCAAAGAAAAGCAUCCGCUGAGAACGCAAAACCAUCAAGCAGUUCAUGUUUGGGACUUCAAAACGACCACCUUCACUCAAAGUAGACUCACAACUGAAUGAAGAUCAUAUCAGAGAGGCAGUAUCUCUGAUGAAGCCCUAGUCAAACAGAAGAUGAGACUCAUGUUCAGCUACCGCCAGAAGAUUGUCCAUGACCCAGCAAUACCAGGAAUACCUACCAGGGCCCGACUUUGUGUUGCUGUUUGGUGAGAGUACUUCUGCAAAGUUCCUUGAGAAAUGGCCAACCGCAUUCAAAGAUAAAGUCAUCCAUCAGAGCAAAGGUCUGUGUCAUUCAUAUGAAGUUCAAGAACUGAUUGAAGCUACAGAGUUGACUGUGGAAGAAAACCAGGAUGAAGUGGAUUUGUUAGGAUUGGACAGCAACCUUUCUUCACUCAUUACUGCUGCUUCAUUUACACCCACCUUCUGCACAAGGCUGCAAAAACCCAGGCAAGAUGUCUGUGACCCAGGCCACAGGGCAGGAACCAGCAUUCAGGAACAUCUCGACUCCAUUGAAGAAAGACGUCAGCCCUACCUUCUUGCAGUUGGUACAGCAAGAAGUCACAUUCAUGCAUUCUACAUUGUAGUGGACAAGGUGGCAACCCCCUUGGGGUAUCAGCUUGGUGCCUAUGCUAACUUGGUGCCUGGACCAGUGCAGAGCUUGUCGCUUAAAGGAGUGGUGGGGGAGCUGAAGGCUUUGAGGGAAAUGGCACAACAGGUGCCUGAUCUCUUGUGCCUUUACUUGGACCUGUGCUGACAUGAAAGGCAAAGCUUUAUUGCCUUAUUUUCCCUAAGCUUCAGAGCCUGAAAAUGAGGUCAGAGCUUCAUCUUCAGUAAUAGAAUUCAAAGCUGUCUUGUAUGUUAUAUAAUUGUUGCAUCUUUUUAUGCUUUUGUUCUUUUAGACACCACAAUGUUCCUGAAACAGAGUUUCUUCAGGCUGCACAGAUGUCCCAUCUAAAGCGCAUAAUGGUUUUAGAUGCUCACAAUUUGAGCCCCAAUUCAGCUCUAAUGGAUCUGGCUCACAUACUGCACAUCCAGACUAACAAUAGAGUCCAUGUGAUUCAUUCCUCAGAACGAAGGAUUGAAAUGUUUGCUUUUGUGCAUAAUCACUAAUGAAAUUGGGCCUGUACUGCCCUGUAACUUGGACAAUGAAUUCUUAAUUAUUCACUGA